UUUCCUAGUUUUCUCCUUCCAAUAGCCGACAUGGGUUGUCCUAGAAAACCCUCUCCAACGUCAUCCGUACAGGUUUGCACGCAAUACAAUUGAAGCAUAUCUCUGUUUUUACACCAUACUCUGUAAUCAAAUUUAAUUAGUCCUUUAUGUUCCUAUUAGUUUCACCUAUAUAAGCUUAACUCUUUCCAACUUAGAAGAUCACCCCAACUUCCAAGCAUAACUACAAGGCAAUUAUUUCUAUUGUGAGGUCAUUAUCCACCUUUUUUUGGCUUUGUUUUGUUGUUUGUUGAGAUUAACAGGAUGGCAGAACCACACCCAAAAGACCAUGGGAGCGAGGCUGUCACAAAGCUUCCAGUCGAAACAAUGGACAGUGGAAUGUUCGAUUGCUUCGGAAAGAAAGAAGAGAAACCUGGAGAGGAUGUGGCCAUGAUAGUACUCGAGACAGUUCAAGUGUCUGAAACUGACAAAAUGAAGGAGAAACACACACUCAUGGAAGAGCUCCACUGGUCUCAUAGCAACUCCAGCUCGUCCAGUGAUGACAAGGAAGGAGGAGAGAAGAAAAGAAAGAAGGGACUAAAAGAGAAGCUUAAGAAAAAGAUGUCAAGUGAAAAGGAAGAACAAGUCAACGAGCACAAAAACACAUCUGGUUCAUUAGAGAACUGCAAUGAAGUAGGGAAUGCAGAAGCAACACAGCAAGAGGAGAAGAAAGGCUUUCUAGAGAAGAUCAAAGAAAAGCUUCCCGGUCAGCACAAGAAAGCUGAAGAGGGCAGUCCUGCAGCACCUCCACCCGAGUGUGCUGCAGAUGGGAACUCCCCCGGAAACGAAACAAAGGACAAGAAAGGGAUACUGGAGAAAAUCAAGGAGAAACUGCCUGGAUACCAUAAGAAUGAUGACGACAAUGUGAAGGAGAAGGAGAAUUGAAGUGAGCUGUUCAUGAACUUCGUAGAAAAGUA
This is a messenger RNA of Camellia sinensis, 953 nucleotides long. RefSeq lists its product as uncharacterized. Lineage: Eukaryota; Viridiplantae; Streptophyta; Magnoliopsida; Ericales; Theaceae. Gene Ontology annotation, cellular component: membrane; cytosol. Gene Ontology annotation, biological process: response to water deprivation; response to abscisic acid; cold acclimation. The record is from RefSeq and is a predicted model, not a curated record.